This is a messenger RNA of Brachypodium distachyon (stiff brome), 3878 nucleotides long. Its product is annotated as putative disease resistance RPP13-like protein 3. Bases 713 to 3427 code for a protein of 904 amino acids. The transcript is spliced from 6 exons. Lineage: Eukaryota; Viridiplantae; Streptophyta; Magnoliopsida; Poales; Poaceae. Gene Ontology annotation, molecular function: ADP binding. The record is from RefSeq and is a predicted model, not a curated record. Gene Ontology annotation, biological process: defense response to other organism.
CAUCCCGUACCAAUUAACACCAAAUAACACAACUAAAAAAAUAGAAUAUGCAUAAGACACAUAAUUAUGCCUCCACACGUAAUAUGAAACGCAACUAAUUAAGCGGCAGGAUGGACCAUGUCGCCUUCACGGAGAUAGUGGCAAGGUCCAGCAUUAUUUCUUGACAGGCACAUCCAUGGGUGUCCGUUUUGAAGGAACAGUAAUAGCUUUUCUUACCUACCUCCAGUUUCAUAUGCGUCCAAGUAUCCUUCUCUACAGCAAUCACAAACCUCCUCAAGCCACAUGACUCAGUGAUAGUGCCACGAAAGAGUUGAAUUCUUUCAUGUGAAUCAUCAAUAAAAACAAAUGCACUGAGAGACAGAUUGAAUCCACUCUGCACCUUUGCUAUGAUGACUUGUAUUGUGGCUUCCACUGCCCUGCAAACGCUUGCAAAAGUGAGGUCAACCGCACCAGAAUCACCUUCGAUGCAAGUCGUGAAUAGUUCCGAAUCAGCUACUCCAUCCAUCUGCUCCACGUUUGGUCCCAACUUCUGGGAUUGAAAGGAGAUUUCAGUAGCUGGAUCCUCGCCGCCACCAAUCUCCCAUCAGUCAGUCCAGAAGGUCAUCCAUUUCUUCCAAGGUCAUUUUAUCAAUUAACCUGCAGAACACGACAGCCGAGAAGAGCCUUUUGUUUUUCCGGUCCCAAGGUCCCAUCGCAUCUCAACAAGUCAAUUAUGGAGUUCAGCCUGGAGAAGCGCGUGAGGAAAGGCGUCAAGUCUCUCCUUACGGAGCUGGAGAUGAUGCAUGCCGUCCUCCGCAAGGUCGGCAACAUUCCGCCGGACCAGCUCGAUGAGCAGGUUCGGAUCUGGGCGGGCAAGGUGAGGGAGCUGUCCUACAAUAUGGAAGACGCGGUCGACAGCUUCUUUGUGCGUGUUGAGGAAGGCCGUGAGCGUGGACCAACCAACAUGAAGAACCGAGUCAAAAAGUUUCUGAAGAAGACAACUAAAUUGUUCAGCAAAGGCAAGGCUCUACAUCAGAUCUCUGACGCCAUCGAAGAAGCACAGGAGCUCGCCAAGGAGUUGGGCGACCUGCGUCAAAGGUACAUGCUUGAGGCACAAGCUAGUAGUGCGGGGGAUACCAUUGAUCCCCGGCUAAAGGCUGUCUACAGAGAUGUCGCGGAGCUUGUGGGCAUUGAUAAAACACGAGAUGAGCUGAUUGGGAAGAUGUCUGAUGGAGAUAAGGGUUCCAAGGAACAACUGAAGACGAUCUCCAUUGUUGGAUUUGGUGGGCUGGGCAAGACAACACUUGCAAAAUCAGUGUAUGACAAGAUAAUAGGGCAAUUUUAUUGUGGAGCUUUUGUUUCGGUGUCUCAGAAUCCCGACACCAAGAAGAUUUUCAAGAAGAUCCUAUAUCAACUCGACAAGAACAAGUAUGCAGGCAUUAAUGAAGCCAUUAGAGAUGAGGAACAACUCAUCGACGAACUGAAAAUGUUUCUUCAGGAUAAGAGGUAUCUCAUCAUAAUUGAUGACAUCUGGGAUGUCAAUGCAUGGGGAAUUAUCAAGUGUGCUUUCUCAAAGAACAACAUGGGUAGUCAACUGAUGACGACAACCCGCAUAAUGACUGUAGCUCAAGCAUGUUGCUCUUGCAGUCAUGACAUAGUUUAUGAGAUGAAACCUCUUUCUGGUGAUGACUCUGAAAAGCUCUUCAAUAAAAGAGUAUUUGGUCAAGAAAGUGGAUGCCCUCGUGAAUUGGAGCAAGUAUCAAGAGCCAUCUUGAAGAAAUGUGGUGGAGUCCCACUGGCCCUAAUCACUAUAGGCAGUCUAUUGGCGAGUGAUCAACGGGUAAAACCAAAGGAUCAGUGGCUAGCUUUGCUUAAGUCUAUCGGUCGUGGACUUACAGAAGAUCCUAGUCUUGAUGAGAUGCAAAGGAUUUUAUCUUUCAGCUAUUACAAUCUGCCUUCUCAUCUGAAGACAUGUUUAUUAUAUCUAAGUGUUUUCCCAGAAGAUUACGAGAUCGACAAACACCGGUUGAUAUGGAGGUGGAUAGCAGAAGGCUUUGUCCAGAGUUCGGAGGAAGACACUAGUCUUUAUGAGCUUGGAGAGAGAUACUUUAAUGAGCUUAUUAAUAGAAACUUGAUCCAGCCAAUAUACUACGACAAUGCUCAAUACCUGGCAAUUGCAUGUCGUGUGCACGAUAUGAUACUUGAUCUUAUAUGUUCCCUGUCGAGUGAAGAGAAUUUUGUUACUAUAUUGCAUGGUACCGAGGGAAGCACAACCAGUUCGCAGAGCAAGGUUCGUAGGUUAUCAUUUCAUAAUAGCAUGCCAGAGCUGACCACCCCUGAAGUGGACACCACACGCAUGUCACAAGUGAGGUCUGUAACUCUCUUAAGAAGUGUUGAUGAUCUGAUUCAAGCUCUUCCAAGCUUUCGGUUCUUACGUGUAUUGGACUUAGAAGGUUGUAAUCUUGGGAAAAGUAGCCACGAGAUACAUCUUAGGAAUUUGGAGAAUUUGUUUCACCUGAGGUACCUAGGGCUAGCACAUACACGUGUUAAGGAUCUCCCAAUGGAAAUAGGAAAGUUAGGGUUUUUGGAGACACUGGACUUGAGAGGAAAUAAUUUAGUGGUGUCAUCAAGUAUUGUUUUGCUGGGACGUCUGAUUUGCCUAAGAGUUGACAAUGAUAUGAGAAUGCCUGUCGGGAUGGACAACUUGGUGUGCUUAGAAGUGCUGGACGAAGUGCAUGUGGAUGGUUCUGAGGUUUUCGAGAAAGAGCUAAGUCGUCUGAUCAAGCUGAGGGUGCUCAGUCUUAGGUUGCAUGGAAGCAACGAGAGGGCGUGCAAAUCCUUGGUUGAGUCCCUAGGAUAUCUGCUGAAAUUGCAAAUUUUGUUAAUCAAGAAUCAGGAUUGUACAAGAUUUGAUGGCUGCUGGGAUAGCUGGGUGCCCCCUCCAAGUCUCUGGAUCCUCCAGUUUCGUAGAUGUACAUCAAGAGUGCCUAGGUGGAUUAAUUCUACAUCGCUUCUCCUACUGCGGUUCUUAUAUAUAGUUGUGGAUGAAGUGCGGGGUGAGGACAUUGAGAUCAUAGGGAAGCUGCCAGCUCUUCUAUCAUUAUUGCUGAAGACCACCGAAUGUCAGCAUACUUGUGUAGAGAUGCCCAUCAUUGGUGCCGGUGCAUUCCCAUAUUUGAUCGACUGCAAUUUCAAAAAAUUUGUAACGGUGCCAUCUAUGUUUCCACGAGGAGCAUUGCCGAUGCUCGAAUCCCUCGACUUCUGGGCACCAGCGUCACGCAUCGCCAGUGGCGAGCUGGACGUGGCCAUGGGGCAUCUCCCUUCCCUCCAGAAAGUCAGCGUUACCUUUUUGCCCGAGGAAAACGUGGAUUUGUGGUUGGAGGAAGCGCGCGUCGCCCUGAAGCAUGCAGCGGACGCCAAUCCAAACCGUCCCUCCAUUUCUUGCUAGUUUAACUAACAACCAAGAAUCAGAGGAAGAAGAGGAGGGGGAGCCUGCAGUCGUGUUCAUUGAUAAUAAUAAAUUCAUUCAAACCCACAGCUUUACCGGGAGUUGAUUUCACUCGACCUCAACGAUCAACACAACUAAUGCUUAUCAUGGUCGGGCGUUAAUGUCAUUCCUGUUCCUUCAUCGUCGAGAUCAAUCAAUUUUCUUCCAUUUGUGUGCUCUUGUCUUUAGACACAUUGUUCCACCGUGUCCACAAUCUAUCCAAUUGUAUCUUUUAUUUGCUUCCUUCAGCUGGAGGAUCGAAUAGUUUCAUUUCAGUGUAUGGUGUUAGCUAAGCUUGCAACACUAAUGCUAGAAGGGAUGCAUGGAAGCUUCAGUUUACUUAUGAUAAACGAAUUCUAUUUUAUUUUUUAAUUCCGUUUUUCUUCGAAUAAUGGAACUUUUAAUUAUGAUU